Anastrepha obliqua is the source of this 1786-nucleotide messenger RNA. RefSeq names its product fatty-acid amide hydrolase 2-B. The transcript has 6 exons. Bases 86 to 1681 code for a protein of 531 amino acids. The record is from RefSeq and is a predicted model, not a curated record. Lineage: Eukaryota; Metazoa; Arthropoda; Insecta; Diptera; Tephritidae.
GUUUGUGAAUUUGGUUGUAUAUACGUUUACCUUUGGGUAUUUGGUAUUUUGUUACACUAUACAAGUGAUUUUAUAUGAAUUAAAAAUGGAAUUUUUCUUACGCCUGAUACAAUUUAUUGUCAAAAUCAUCUAUGCGAUAAUUUAUCCACUUUUGCAUAUUUUAUUACCGCGUAAAAGUCCAUCCACAAUUCCACCUAUUCGUAAUCAGUUAGUGACACUUCCACUAAUCGAUCUGGUAAAGCUGAUGCGGCAAAGAAAGUUGAAAUCGGUGGAUCUGGUAAAAGCCUACAUUGAACGCAUCAAGGAAGUCGAACCUCAUAUCAAUGCAGUGGUUCAGGACCGAUUUGCCGCUGCGCUCGAUGAAGCAAUUCGUGCUGAUGGACUCAUCGCCAAAGCUUCAGACGAACAACUACCAACACUCUUUAGCCGCUACACUCUACUUGGUAUACCAUUUACGGUGAAAGAAACUUGCGGUGUGAAGGGUAUGCCAAUACAUGUUGGGAGUCGCCAACGUACCCAUCUAACAAGUCCUGAGCAUGGUGAGGUGGUGAGCAAUGUAGUGGCCGUUGGUGGUAUACCAUUGUUGGUCUCCGUAACACCCGAAUACUGCUUUAGCAUAGAAUCGAAUCCGACUACGCAAAAACGAUGCUUGAAUCCCCAUGAUAGUAGACGUACACCUGGCGGCUCUUCGGGUGGAGAGGCUGCUUUGAAUGGUGCUGGUGCCAGUUUAUUUGGCAUUGGUUCCGACAUUGGUGGCUCUAUACGUAUUCCAAGCCUAUUCUGUGGUAUUUUCGGACAUAAACCCACAGGAGGUAUCACCUCGAUUGAAGGACAUUUUCCUGGCAGUUCGGAUGCAAAUUGUCGUCAGUAUCUUCAGCUGGGCCCACUAACACGCUUUGGGCGCGAUUUAGGAUUGCUAAUGCUGGUGAUGGCUGGCAAAAAUGCGGAUAAAUUGGAUUUGAUGACACCAGUGGAAACAAAGAACAUUAAGAUAUUUUAUGCAUUCGGAUAUGAUGGCCUCAAUGGUUUCUUGCAUUCAUCACCUGUAUUUGAAAUGAAGCUUUCCAUUCUAAAAGCUGUAAAGUUUUUCGAGAGUCGCGGCUGCCAAGUUGAACGGACUUCAAUGAAAGCUUUUAAGAACUCACUUGAGAUAUCCUUAAGUUCUCUGGUACUGUUGAAAGACUUUCCUUAUUUGAUCAACAGUUCAAAUCCAAAUAAAGUACGCGAACAUUUGAUUGAAUUUCUGAAAGCAAUUUUCGGCAAGUCAGAGUAUAGUAAGGAGGCGGUACACUUCGAUAUAAUGCGACGAGUAAACGCUUUCAUGAAAUCGAAGAAUUUAGAAAAAUACAAAGCAGAACUCCAGACGCUGAAAGCUGAGUUUAGUCAAAUGCUGGGCAGUAAUGGCGUUCUUUUCUUCCCCACUUUUACUGUUCCCGCUUUGCAUCAUCAUACCUCUACCCUAGCGCUAUGGGCUGUAGAUUAUACUCUAAUGUUCAAUAUUCUCGGCUUUCCGUGCACACAUGUACCCAUGGGUCAUGAUGAUAAUGGCUUACCCGUAGGCUUUCAAGUUAUUGCUGCCCCUUAUAAAGAUAAGCUGUGCAUCCAAAUUGCUGGUGAAUUAGAAACGGCAUUCGGUGGUUGGAUUAUUCCUACGCCACAUGAACUUCAACGUAUGGAUUAGUCGAGGUAACUAGUUGGACAGGUUUUGUGAUAAAUAUUCCUACUUGUACAUAGUAAUAAAUGUAUAAACAAUAAUAAUAACAAUAAUAACAAAAUAAGAAAUAUU